Messenger RNA from Closterium sp. Yama58-4, 1513 nucleotides. The record is from the annotation of a GenBank genome assembly. Lineage: Eukaryota; Viridiplantae; Streptophyta; Zygnematophyceae; Desmidiales; Closteriaceae.
AUGGGCGAUCGGCAAUGGACCAGCAUGCGGGCGCCGCGUCCCGCAGCGCCAGGAACCAUCCGCGAAGAUGAGGAGGGCGUGCAAGAAGCUGACGUGGCAUCGGAUAUCACAAAGCAGAAAGUGGCGGCUGCGAAGAACUAUAUCGAGCAGCACUAUAAGCAGCGCAUGCGCACACUGCAAGAACGCAAAGAGAGGCGGCACGAGCUGGAGCGGCGGCUGGAGGAGGAGGGCGUGUCGUGCGAGGAGCAGGAGGGCGCGCUGCGCGAGCUGGAGCAGCGCGAGGCGGAGAUCAUGCGCCUGCAGCGCCACAAGCUCGGCGUCGACGACUUCGACCUCCUCACCAUCAUCGGCCGCGGCGCCUUCGGCGAGGUGCGGCUGUGUCGGGAGAGGGCGACGGGCAACGUGUACGCCAUGAAGAAGCUCAAGAAGGCGGAGAUGCUUCGCCGCGGCCAGGUGGAGCACGUGAAGGCAGAGCGCAACCUGCUGGCGGAGGUGGGCAGCAAAUGCAUCGUGCAGCUCUACUGCUCGUUCCAGGACGAGGAGUUUCUGUACCUCGUGAUGGAGUACCUGCCGGGCGGUGACAUGAUGACGCUGCUCAUGCGCAAGGACACUCUUACUGAGGAUGAGGCAAGGUUCUACGUUGGAGAGACGGUGCUGGCCAUUGAAAGCAUUCACAAGCACAACUACGUGCACAGGGACAUCAAGCCAGACAAUCUGCUGCUGGACCGGCACGGGCACAUGAAGCUCUCGGACUUCGGUCUCUGCAAGCCCUUGGACUGCCGGCACCUGCCCACCAUCACGGAGAGCGAGGAGGACGCCAUGCAGGCCGGCAUGGCCGCAGGCGGCCCUGUUGGCCCCUCUCCUAGCGGCCGCACGCAGCAGGAGCAGCUGCUGCACUGGCAGCGCAACCGCCGCAGCCUGGCGUUUUCAACGGUGGGCACCCCGGACUACAUUGCACCGGAGGUGCUGCUCAAGAAGGGCUACGGGCUCGAAUGCGACUGGUGGUCGCUGGGAGCCAUCAUGUACGAGAUGCUGGUGGGGUACCCGCCAUUCUACUCUGAUGACCCCAUGACCACCUGCAGAAAGAUUGUGAACUGGCGGACGCACCUCAAGUUCCCCGAGGAGGCGGUGCUGUCGUGGGAGGCGAGGGACCUCAUCAGCCGCCUGCUCUGCGACGUGGACCACCGCCUCGGCACCAUCAGCGUCGACGAGAUCAAGAGCCACCCGUGGUUUGCGGGGCUGCCGUGGGACCGGCUGUACAGCAUGGAGGCAGCGUUCCAGCCCGAGGUGACAGACGAGCUGGACACACAGAACUUUGAGAAGUUUGACGAGGUGGACGAGAUGCCAUCGGGUCAGGGACGAGCGGGCCCGUGGAGAAAGAUGCUGCCAUCCAAGGACAUCAAUUUCGUGGGGUACACAUACCGCAACAUGGAGAUUGUGCAGGGGGCGCACUCUGCAGAGCUGAAGAAGAAGAGCAAGCCCAAGCGGCCCUCUGCCAACGCCUUGUUCGGAG